This is a messenger RNA of Monoraphidium neglectum, 903 nucleotides long. RefSeq lists its product as hypothetical. Gene Ontology annotation, cellular component: cytosol. Gene Ontology annotation, biological process: trehalose biosynthetic process. NCBI's taxonomy places the organism in Eukaryota, Viridiplantae, Chlorophyta, Chlorophyceae, Sphaeropleales, Selenastraceae. Gene Ontology annotation, molecular function: catalytic activity. Bases 1 to 903 code for a protein of 300 amino acids. The record is from RefSeq and is a predicted model, not a curated record. The transcript is spliced from 10 exons.
AUGCUGGGGCUGGAGCACCAGACCACACGCGGCUCCAUCAGCGUCGAGUACUACGGCCGCAACGUGGGCAUCAAGAUCAUGCCCACAGGCGUCAACCCCCGGCGGCUGCUCGAGGGCUUCAGCUGGCCCGAGUUCCAGUGGCGGCGCGGGGAGCUGCUGUCAGACUUCCAGGGCCGCAGCCUGCUGGUGGGCGUGGACGACAUGGACGUGUUCAAGGGCAUAGAGCUCAAGCUGCAGGCUUACGAGCGCGUGCUGGAGGAGCACCCCGAAUUUGUGGGCCACGCGGUGCUCAUACAGAUCACCAACCAGCCCCGCAGCAGCGGCAAGGAGCUGGCUGAGCUCCACGAAUGCGUGCGGCAGGUGGUGGCGCGCAUCAACGCGCGGUUCGGGGCGCCAGGCUACGAGCCCGUGUGCUACCUCGAACGCCACGUGCCCCUCCACGAGCGCAUCGCAUUCUUCAGUGUCGCGGACUGCGCCGUCGUCACCGCCACGCGCGACGGCAUGAACCUCGUGCCCUACGAGUACGUGGUCUGCAGGCAGGGCCCGGACCCCGGCGCCGGCGGCGAGGGGGAGGGGGAGGUGGUGGCGAGCAGCCGGGAAUCGAUGUUGGUGGUAUCAGAGUUUGUGGGCUGCAGCCCCAGCCUGAGUGGCGCCAUCCGCGUCAACCCCUGGUCCAUUGAGAGCGUGGCUGACGGCAUGUACUCCGCCCUCAAGACCAGCAAACAGGACAGGCGGCUGCGCCACGACAAGCACUGGCGCUACGUCAGCCAACACACGGUGGCCUUCUGGGCCCAGUCCUACGUCACAGACCUGGCGCGUUUCACCAAGGGCCACCUGGCCAUGAAGUGCUACGGCCUGGGGCUGGGGCUAGACACUUUCAGGGGCCGGCCUGGACACAUUUAG